Molecule: messenger RNA, 510 nt
Organism: Talaromyces atroroseus
Lineage: Eukaryota; Fungi; Ascomycota; Eurotiomycetes; Eurotiales; Trichocomaceae
Product: putative peroxiredoxin pmp20
Exons: 5
Coding region: 1-510 (169 amino acids)
Biological process (GO): cellular response to oxidative stress; hydrogen peroxide catabolic process; cell redox homeostasis
Cellular component (GO): mitochondrion; peroxisome; cytoplasm
Molecular function (GO): thioredoxin peroxidase activity
Source: RefSeq, a predicted model, not a curated record
AUGACUACCCUCAAAGCUGGCGAUAGCUUCCCCGGUGACGUUACCUUCUCUUACAUUCCAUACACCGAGGAGUCUGGUGACAUUACUGCGUGCGGUAUCCCGGUUUCCUACAAUGCCUCCAAAGAGUGGGCAGACAAAAAGGUUGUGCUCUUCUCUGUGCCGGGCGCUUUUACCCCGACUUGCUCCGUAAGCCACUUGCCUGGAUACAUUCAAAAUCGCACGCAGCUCAAAGAAAAAGGAGUCGACAUCGUUGCUGUUAUAGCCUUCAACGAUCCUUUUGUCAUGAGUGCUUGGGGAAAGGCCAAUAAGAUCACGGAUGACUCUAUUCUCUUCUUGUCGGACCCUGAUGCCAAAUUCUCCAAGAGUAUUGGCUGGGCCGACGCUGCUUCUGGUCGCACCGGCCGAUAUGCCUUGGUUAUCGACCACGGAAAAGUUACGUAUGCUGACAUCGAGACCGAGAGAGGUUCUCUCAAGAAAUCUGGUGCCGACGCUGUUCUUGCAUCUCUUUGA